CUGACCCCGGGCCCUCGGGCAGUGCCCAAGUUUCCAAAUGGUCAGUCCACCUUUUUACCUGACUGUGGAGCCCAAGGGUGGCCUCUUGUGCAAUUCCCAUCCCAGCACCCCUGGCAGUGGAGGCAGGGACUGCUGGGGCAGUGAUCCCUCCAUAAUGAGUAUCUGUCACAUGCCUAUUGCUGCCACAAGGGAUGUUUACAUUCCUUGGGACAGCAAUAAACAUGAUUAACCAUUUCAAUACCGGGCAAUUUUACACCUUCCUGCCCAGGCCAUUUUUCACGUUUUAGCGCUCUCACACUUUGAAUGACAAUUGCGCGGUC
Messenger RNA from Staurois parvus, 320 nucleotides. The record is from the annotation of a GenBank genome assembly. Lineage: Eukaryota; Metazoa; Chordata; Amphibia; Anura; Ranidae.